AUGUUCGAGGAUCUCAAAGUCUUGGCAUCGGCCGUCUCGGCUGCCUCCGAACCAGCCGCCCUUGCCGCCGCCGAGUCAGCGAGACGAGCUCAUCCGGUGCGAGAGCCUCCGAACAAUCAGAUUAAAAGCUACAACAUAUGGCUCACGAAGCGCUUUCCAGUGCCUUUCCCGACGGCCAUGCUUGCCUGCUUGCUUCUGCUGUUUGCCAUCAAGGUUGGAGAAGCGCAUAUCUAG
Messenger RNA from Letharia columbiana, 234 nucleotides. RefSeq lists its product as uncharacterized. The transcript is spliced from 2 exons. The coding region runs from base 1 to 234 and encodes 77 amino acids. NCBI's taxonomy places the organism in Eukaryota, Fungi, Ascomycota, Lecanoromycetes, Lecanorales, Parmeliaceae. The record is from RefSeq and is a predicted model, not a curated record.